CAAAGAGAAGGCACACGACCGCAACACAAUUCCAGUCGUCGCAACCAUGGCUGACCAACAGCCCGCCGAGCAGUCCGCCGCUGCGCCUGCGGCUCAGAGCGCCGCCGAGAACUUGCACAAGGACCCUGUCACCGGCGAGAUGAUCUCCAAGUCUGAGCUCAAGCGCCGCCAGAAGCAGCGCGAGACAGAGGAGAAGAAGAAGGCCAAGGCCGCGAAGCAGGCGACGCUGCCAGUGCAGCCGAAGAAGGAGAAGGCAGCCGCUGCCGGAGCCGGAGAGGAGGAGCUGAACCCCAACCAAUACUUCGAGAUCCGCAGCCGAGCCGUGAACCAAUUGCGCCAGACGAAGCAGCCCAACCCGUACCCGCACAAGUUCCACGUCAACUACAAGCUUCCGCAGUAUGUCGAGGAUUUCAAGCACUUGACCAGGGGCCAGGUUGAAGAGGAUAAGGAGAUCCGCGUCGGUGUCAGAAUCAUGUCAAUGCGAGUCUCGUCCACCUCCCUGCGCUUCUACGUCUGCAAGGCCGAAGGCGUCACGCUUCAAAUCAUGUGCCAGAAGGAGAAUGCCAGCGAGUCUGCACCAUGGGACCAGCAGCCCCAUGAACUGUUGCGCCGCGGCGACUGGGUCGGCGUGGUGGGUUUCCCGGGCCGAACAGCACCCAAGAAGGGCGGCGACGGAGAGCUCAGUAUCUUCGCAAAGGAAAUCCUCCUCCUGUCGCCCUGCCUGCGCCAGCUGCCGACCGAAUACUACGGAUUCAAGGACCAGGAGCAGCGGUACCGACAGCGGUUCCUUGACCUUGCCAUGAACGACGCUACCCGGGAGACGCUGAUCACGAGGACUAAGAUCGUCAAGUACAUCAGGAAUUACUUCGAUACAAGGGAUUUCUUGGAAGUCCAGACUCCUAUGAUGAACAAGAUCGCGGGUGGCGCUACUGCGAGACCCUUCAAGACCUUCCACAACGAACUCGGAAUGGAACUUUACAUGAGAAUCGCGCCGGAGUUGUACCUGAAGGAGCUUGUGGUAGGAGGCUUGGAGCGGGUCUACGAGAUCGGCCGUCAGUUCCGAAACGAGGGCAUCGACCUGACCCACAACCCCGAGUUCACUACAUGCGAGUUCUACCAGGCGUUCGCAGACAUGUACGACACGAUGGACAUGACCGAAGAGCUAGUCAGUGAGCUCGUAUACUCGAUCAAGGGAUCAUACAAGACGCAGUAUCACACUCAGAGCGGUGAGGUGUUCGAGGUCAACUGGGAGAGGCCAUGGCGUCGUGUCGAGAUGAUACCCGAGUUGGAGAAGGCGACGGGAGAGAAGUUCCCUCCUGCAGACACUCUUCACACCGACGAGGCAAACCAAUUCCUACGCAACGUGCUGAAGAAGAUGAACGUUGAGUGUUCACCCCCUCUGACCGCCAGCCGCAUGAUUGACAAGCUCGUCGGCGAAUUCAUCGAAGAGACCGCCAUCAGCCCCACCUUCAUCAUGGGCCACCCUGAAAUCAUGUCCCCGCUCGCCAAGUACCAUCGCUCGAUCCCCGGUCUCUGCGAGCGUUUCGAGGCUUUCGUCUGCAAGAAGGAGAUCUGCAACGCAUACACUGAGUUGAACGACCCCUUCGACCAGCGCAUGCGGUUCGAGGAGCAGGCCAGCCAGAAGGCGCAGGGCGAUGACGAGGCGCAGCUCAUUGAUGAGACGUUCUGCCAGGCGCUCGAGUACGGUUUGCCGCCUACCGGUGGUUGGGGAAUGGGUAUUGACCGGCUGGUCAUGUUCCUUACUGAUCACUACUCGAUCAAGGAGGUUCUUACCUUCCCGUUCAUGAAGGAUGUGGAAGAGCAGAAGAAGACAGCAGCGGAGGUCGUCGGCAUCGAGCCAAAGCCCGAGGAAGGAAUCCCCCAUAAAUAAACGCUGGACGAGGUGAAGCUCGUGAUGGGGGACCCUUUAGGGGUGCAAUACCAGAUAUGUGUGAAGUCGAGGCAAAUGUGCUUGUGUAAGGCCAUUUGGCCUGUGGGCAUCGUGACUGAGUCAGAGUUGGCGAGUAUUCGAGCGCAAACAAAUAUCAACGUUUCAAAGUUCAAGAUGACAUGCGCCGGAUGCGCUGCAG
Paraphaeosphaeria sporulosa is the source of this 2090-nucleotide messenger RNA. Its product is annotated as lysyl-tRNA synthetase. The coding region runs from base 47 to 1891 and encodes 614 amino acids. Lineage: Eukaryota; Fungi; Ascomycota; Dothideomycetes; Pleosporales; Didymosphaeriaceae. Gene Ontology annotation, molecular function: ATP binding; tRNA binding; lysine-tRNA ligase activity. Gene Ontology annotation, biological process: lysyl-tRNA aminoacylation. The transcript is spliced from 7 exons. Gene Ontology annotation, cellular component: cytosol; cytoplasm. The record is from RefSeq and is a predicted model, not a curated record.